UCGUAUAUAUCUAUAUAUCGGAUGCACCCGGGUGGGGAAUCGGAACAACCAUAUAUGUCGAUGAUUGUGACAAACAGCAGCAAAUAUUUUAUAUUCAUGAUUUUGAAUUAAAGUAAAAUCGACAUUAUUGUGGAAAAAUCAAUCUCUUCAGAAUGGCUGAGACUCCUUUGGGCUUAGGCGAGAAGACAUUUAUUCUUCAUGGAGUCGAUCUUGAUCUGAGAAAUGACGGUCGAUCUAGAUAUCAAUAUCGUUCCAUCGAGAUCGAAACUAGACUGAUGCCACAUGCACAUGGAUCGGCGAGACUUCGCAUUGGCAACAUUACAGAUGUAUUAGUCGGCGUGAAACUGGAGAUCGACACACCGCAUGCCGAAAAACCGGACGAAGGCAAAAUGGACUUUUUUGUAGACUGUUCUGCUAAUGCUACACCAGCGUUCGAAGGCAAAGGCGGAGACGAUUUAGCGACCGAGAUAAGCAAUGUUCUUUCCAUGGCUUAUCAGACACCAGAUGUCUUUGACUUAAGACAGUUGUGUAUAAUACCUCAUAAGAAAUGUUGGAAAAUGUACGUGGACAUUUUGAUCCUUCAAUGUGGCGGAAAUCUGUUUGAUGCUGUCGGCGCCGCUGUGAAGGCAGCGUUAUAUAAUACUGAAAUUCCAAAGGUACUUGCAGCAACGCUCGAUGGCGGUGAACCGGAUAUUCAGGUCUCAGACGAUCCUUAUGAUUGUAUCAAACUCGAUAUUUUGACGUACCCAUCGAUAGUAACAGUAUGCAAGAUUGGUGAUCACUUCGUGAUAGAUCCAACGUUAGAAGAGGAAUCGUGUAGUGCGGUUAGUCUCGUUAUGUCCGUAAUGCCGAAUGGCAAAGUGACAUCUGUGAUCAAGCUGGGAUAUGGCAGCCUGUUGCCUAAUACCUUAAUUAAGAUGUUGGAGGUAGGAAAGGGCAUCGGUCUUAAAUUAAACGAAGCUCUUAAGAAAGAAUUAGAAGAAGAAGAUAAGCUCGGCCGAAUAAAACCUCUUUAUGGCUUUCUUAGAUAAUACACAUGCAAUAUGUGUUUAUUGUAAAUUCUAAAAGGUAUAAAUAUAUUUUUUUUAAUUCCUAAUGAACUGAAUUCAUCAUGUUGUGUAAUGUUUUUUACUAUUUAGUUAUAGCAAACGUUGUAGCGCAAUAUUUCUCAGGCUUUCUUGCAGAGUCUUUCCUUUCAUAUAAGAUUUUGUGAAACAUUAUAAUACUUGUUUUUAUCGUAAAUUGUCAUGAAACACAGUUUGAGGAUCGCUGCAGUUUUCGAGAGAGGAAGUUCUCACGAAAUGUGAGACGCGUGUACGUGUGAAGUUCUCACGAAAUGUGACACGUGUGUACGUGUGAUGGUAAAGCAAUGACUUAAUGAAAUAACAAUACCACAGGAUCAUGUAGUAUCAUGCUGAACAAUAAUCAUUUUCACAAAUGCGAUAUUAUUCAAUAAUUUUCAUAUAUAUUUAUUAAUAAACUUUACGUCGCACGUGAAAUAUAGCAUGUAAUUUAUAAUAGAUUGCGUAAAAAAAAGGAGUUGCAAAUCUUCUUGUCGUUCUUUGAAUAACAUUAAACAAUUUUGAUGGAAAUAUUCUUGGAAGAAGUCAAGCAAAGCGCAAAAUUUUGAGAGGUCCAAAGAUAAUAAACAGAGAUUAUUACAAUAAGUCAAUAACAGUAAUGAGAAGCAAAAUGUGUAAAGAACACGAGAACCAAGGUCUAAAUAUUCGUUAAAUCGUUUAAGAGGUAUAUCUGUUUGGACCAUAAUAGUUUUGAUAGUUUGGCACGUUACUGCUCGAUAGUGAGGCUUUAUGCGCUAUUACAAAAAUUUAUGAUCGGCACCGGAGAAAAUCACUUUUAUCAACUAGUGUUACAGUUUGAAAAUUGAAUUAAUUUCCAAUAACAAAGUUUGUUAAAAAAAUCUUUACCCAUAUUUUUCAAAUAAUCUGCGUUAUAAAUUAUGUAAAGCAAAAUUUUUUGUAAAGAAAAUAUAUUUUUUGUAAAAAUGUCAC
Formica exsecta is the source of this 2012-nucleotide messenger RNA. RefSeq names its product exosome complex exonuclease RRP42 (gene Rrp42). The transcript has 6 exons. Gene Ontology annotation, biological process: nuclear mRNA surveillance; nuclear polyadenylation-dependent mRNA catabolic process; TRAMP-dependent tRNA surveillance pathway. Gene Ontology annotation, cellular component: nuclear exosome (RNase complex); cytoplasmic exosome (RNase complex). The record is from RefSeq and is a predicted model, not a curated record. Bases 153 to 1031 code for a protein of 292 amino acids. Lineage: Eukaryota; Metazoa; Arthropoda; Insecta; Hymenoptera; Formicidae.